UUGAUGUUUUGUAUGAAUCCGCCCGACUGGUAGGUUUACCACUUACUAUCGCAUACAAUAUGGAUGAUUGCGAAAUAUUGAAGAGCGGAAAUGUCGAGGUGAAAAUCGACUUUAUCCGCCGAUUGUACCUUACUGUACUUGGUAUGGAUACCCUCUUUCCUCUACCGUUCAAGAGAUCCUUCAAUCCAAAGGAAUUUAGACGUUCGACAUUUGCAUGGAUAAAUUUGAUUUUCCUGACCAGUAUUGCACGCUGGAUAUAUGACAAACCUAGCUUGGAUGAUACACUUACUCUACAGAUUUCGAUGGCGUAUGACUUGGGACUAAAGUCUGUGGAAUCUGAAGAUUCAAAAUCAUUGAUGUUUAAGUAUACCUCAGACUGUGUCCGAUUAUAGUAUCUUUUUAGCAGCUAUAUCUUUGUAUAUUCGUGUAUGUAUUUCAACAAGGAAAGUUUUUAGGCUAGAGAAAUAGUGAGUCAAAAAAAUAAUAAUAAUUUAUUUAUCUUUGCUUAAAAAAUAUUUUCAAAACAAAAAACAACAAAAUAACAAAACAAAAAACAAAAAAAUAUUAAAAUGACAUAAAUUAUAGUAACAAUACUUUCCAAGUAAGGCAAAUACUUCUUUAUUGUCUGUUUAACAUAGCUGACUAAUAAACCAUGUAUACCCACAUUUAAUUAUUAUUCUUUUAAAAAAUAAAUAAAAUAAAAAGACUUUUUCUUG
Messenger RNA from Phycomyces blakesleeanus NRRL 1555(-), 716 nucleotides. RefSeq lists its product as hypothetical. The coding region runs from base 60 to 392 and encodes 110 amino acids. The record is from RefSeq and is a predicted model, not a curated record. The transcript has a single exon. NCBI's taxonomy places the organism in Eukaryota, Fungi, Mucoromycota, Mucoromycetes, Mucorales, Phycomycetaceae.